AUGUCGUACAACCACCACCUUCCCACAAAGGUGGAGUUCAAGCCCAAGCGCAAGCAUGGCAUGUACGCCGUCAUCUUCUUUCUCGGCUGGCUCCUGCCGCCUCUGGCCGUCGCAGCGCGUUUCGGCAUUGGCAAGGACUUUUUCAUCAACGUCAUUCUGACGGCCUGUGGCUACUUCCCAGGCCACGGUCAUAACUUCUAUGUCCAGAACAUCCGUAACAACGCGACCAAGGCACGCACGCCAAAGUGGGCUAUUCGCUACGGCCUCGUGGACACUUCGGACAUUGACCGCCGCGCAAAGAAGUCGCAGUGGGCGAAGCGCUACGACGAGCGUCUGCCCGAGUCGACGCUCGUGGGCCAGCAGCUCGCCGACGGCGAGGAGGGCCCCGACUACACCCCGCACGACGAGCGCAACGACGAGCGCCUGCGCAACGAGGGCCUGUGGACGCGCGACGACGACGUCGAGUACUACAACGAGGACGAGGCGCCCAACCAGCGCAAGUGGCACUACCCGGCCAACUUUGAGGGCACCGUCGGCGACGGCCGCUCCAAGCGCCGCCAAAAGGACACGGGCGGUGACCGCUGGGAGCGGACCCGCCAGGCGCGCUCGAGCGUGGACUCGGGCUCGGCCGGCGCCGGCGCGGGCUCCGGGUCCUACGGCACCUACCCGCCGCGCGCGGCCACCGACGACGACGUGCCCGAGUGGGGCCGCGACUACGGCAGCAAGGGCCGCCGGAGCAGCAAGAGCAACAAGAAGGGCAACGCGUCGACGGCGUACAACAACAACAACAGCAGCAGCCACAACAACGGCAGCGCCUACACCGACGACUCGAGCAGCUACAGCGGCAACAAUAACCAGGCCGCCGCGGCCAAGAAGCCGUCCAGCCCGGACGACGUCUUCAGCCACGAGUUCUAA
Apiotrichum porosum is the source of this 915-nucleotide messenger RNA. RefSeq lists its product as uncharacterized. Lineage: Eukaryota; Fungi; Basidiomycota; Tremellomycetes; Trichosporonales; Trichosporonaceae. The transcript is spliced from 7 exons. Bases 1 to 915 code for a protein of 304 amino acids. Gene Ontology annotation, cellular component: membrane. The record is from RefSeq and is a predicted model, not a curated record.